GUAGAUUUGACAUUCAAUAGAUUAAUAUGCCCUCCAUAAAAUUUUUAAAAGUUAAAAAAUGUAUUCAUUUAUUUAUGUGUAUAUUAUUCGCAUUUUUUAUGCCUAAAGUUUCGUCUGGAGCAAACGACUUACACUUCUAUGACGGCGCAUCUACAGCUGAUAUUAUUGCAGGAGAUAUAUUUUUCGAAAUCUUGGACCCACCAGAGCUAAGAUAUUCUUAUCGCAUUAGACCAGCUAAAGACUUUGGUAUUCCUUUUAAUGGCAGUAUUCAUUUUGAGAAGGCAAGAUUAGUCCCAACAGUUCCUUUGCACAGCUGUGCUGAUGUUAUGAAUACAGACGAAGUAUUUGGCAAUAUAGCCUUAUCAGAGAGAGGGGAGUGCUCAUUUGUGUUUAAGACGUUAAAAGCACAGCAAGCAGGCGCUCAAGCAAUUAUCAUCACAGAAUCAGUUGAUAAAUGGGACGAUGCCUUGGACCAUCUCAUUGAAAUGGUUGAUGAUAAAAUGGAGUUGGAUGUGAACAUACCAGCAGCUUUUCUACUGGGUCGUAGUGGAGCAACUAUACUGAGGACAUUGAAGAGGCUGCAUAAAAGAUAUGCCCUUGUAAAUUUACCUAUAAAUAUGACCCAUGUACCAUUAGGUAAAAUGAAUCAACCACCUUGGAUAUCAUGGUGAUAAAGUUACAUGAAUAAUGCAAGAUGGUUUAGUUCGUAUGUAAGUACAAAACGGGUAGCGCUCACUGACCAUAAGCCAGUGGUCCUGUACUGGUGCUCCGUGAAGCCACAUCAACUGAUCCAAGAUAAUUAACUAAACUAUUAAAAGCUGUUUCAAAAGAUAAUGUUACGGAUUUUUUUAUAUAUAAUGAUUAGCUUUUUUAACAAAUAACUAUGCAAUAUGGCUUCGUGUACAUGUCGGGGCAUUCGCUAUUGCGCGCGGACCGCAGUACUCUGUAUUUAUAUAAAAAUCGUACUGGCAUGAAUCGUAAGCUAGUGCAGUUAACACACAGUGGGGGCAAUAUAAUUGUUGUUAUACAGCAAUGUUACGAGUACCAAAAGUGGGUUAAUUUGUUUAAAAAUAUGAUUAAAGGAAUAAAACGUAAGCUCGUCUGGGUAGGUACCACCCACUCAUCAGAUAUUCUACUUAUUGUUGUGUUCUGGUUUGAAGGGUGAGCCAAUAUAAUUACAGGCACAAGGGACAUAACAUCUAAGUUCUAAAAGUUGGUGGCACAUUGGUGAUGUAAGCGAUGGUUAACAUUUCUUACAAUGCCAAUGUCUUUGGGCGUUGGCGACCACUUACCAUCAGGUGGCCCAUAUGCUCGUCCGCCUUCCUAUUCUAUAAAAAAAAAAUGUUUGCCAAUGUAACAGCUGCUUUGGUGUCGCAGCAACCACAAUAUAAUCAUAAUGGCUGUACGUAGUGUUGUCAACAUUACCUCAAAAGUACAAAGCGAAGCAUACUGGUACAAUUUGUAUAAUAUAAUAUUAUGUUUUUUGUUUUUUUUUUUUUUUUUAUAGAAUAAGAAGGCGGACGAGCAUAUGAGCCACCUGAUGGUAAGUGGUCACCAACGCCCUUAGAAAUUAGCAUUGUAAGAAAUGUCAACCAUCGCUUACAUAUCCAAUGCGCCACCAACUUUGGAUACUAAAAUGUUAUGUCCCUUGUGCCUGUAAUUUCAACUUCUCCAUAAUUAACUUAAUUUUUGAAAACAAGCAAGCUCAGCAAUGCCAGUUCUAAAGUGUUCCCCGACUUCAAAUAUAUUGAGAGCCACUGGUAUAAGAUGUGAUUCACAAACAUUCCAAUAUACAUAUAUAAAUAUAGUUGAAUGUUUGGUCUAUUUAUUUCAUUAACUAUUAAUUAAUUAUUUAGACUGUGAAUGUGUUAGUAAAACUUAGUAUGUAAUUUACUUUGAAAUGAAGAUUAUUAAUAUUGUUCGAUUUACAAUACCUCAAAGUUUUUCAAACUUUUUUAUCUGUAUCUGGUAAUUCUGCACACCCCCUCGUGAUCGUGACAAUCUAAUACAUAUUUUUAACUGAAAGUGUUUACAUAGGCAAAAUAAAACACACUUUAUACAAGUGCAUUUCACAUAAUAUAAUAUAAAUGAUUUUACGUCAUCUUAAAUUAAAUUAAUACGAAGGCGAUUCUUCGACUGGUGUUUUAUUUUCAUGUCCGACGCCGGGUCGCGACGCGCUCUCGGAGAAUAUGGUCGGAUCUGCGAAAAUGUCUAAAUGAUGUCCUAUCCUAUUGUGAGCGGCGCCCUGGCCCUUGGUCAGUAGAGCGAGAUUGUCUUGCAGCGCCCUUUGGUCGACGCUUUCACUUCACACAGAUUAAUGUUAUAUAAAUAAUUAUUAGCACAUGUGUAAACAUCAAACAACGCUUAUGUACCGCUCGAAUUAAUUAGCUGGAGACAUCGCUUUAUAAUUAAUAUAGAAAAAAUUUGAACUAGCAAAAAUUAGUGAACGGAGCACUUAAUAUCCAUCAUUUGUAAUAUUUUAUGUUAACCUAACCUAGUAUUAGGGUAUAUGCGGUCGGCGCGUGAUCGAUACUGUUUAUAAAUAAAAGAAACCAAAUAUCCAGCUCGGCAGCCAUUUAUUAUGUCCCUCCAUAUUUACUCUCUUUGCCGCCCUUUCUAUAAGACCAUGUUGCCAACUUAAAAGUAUUAAAAAGACAGUUAUCACAUUUCAAAAAAAAAAAAUUACGUCAUAUUUAUUUAUAAAAUAACAUAAUCAAUGAAAUACGGGAAAACAAAAUAACAUAAAUUAAAUAUAUAAUAUUGUGAAAUAAUGAAAUAUUUAUCAAUCCCCUUAAUCCCUAAUUGUAGGUAGUAUAAAUAGGUUUGUUACACGAGUUUAUUGUGUUUAUAAUUUAACUAAAAUUGGUGCGUUAUAUUAAAAAUAAUAUGCGCCGUUCAUACUUUUACGACAGAUUAUAAUCUGGCUGGAUUUAUCAUAAACUGAAUGUCAUUAAAAUUAUCCGGUAACAUAUAUUGUUUACGAAAUGAUUUACCGGCUUAGAACCGCGAUUGAGAGAUAGUUUGUUAAUGUGUGCGUAUAAUGCUGUCAUAGUAACUGCAUUCCCUGUUUUGGCAGAUAAAUAAUUAUAAGGAUUUAAUUAAAACAAAAUAAGUUUAUUAAAUUUUACUUUUAAUAUUUAUUAUACUUUUUUUUAAUUAAAUUAAUUUUUUGGUUUCCAACUACACCCAAAAACUGUUGCAUUGUUUGUUUUUGUUUCCGUUAUCAAUAGUACUUAAGCAUCUUUAUAUGGUACUGGAUUAGCAUUCUCCUCAGAAGUUGAAAUCUAAAACACUCAAUUAAAUUAUUACUAAAGAAUGGUUGCCACAUAUAUUUCUAUGUUAACCUCUUGACUCGGAAUCUAAUAAUAUUAUAAAUUCAUGAUGAAUGUUAAAUAAUAUUGUCGUUAUGAAAUUAUAAAAAGAAGAACGAAUAAAUUAAAAUAACAUAUUUACAUAUAACGAAGCACUUUAGUUUAUUAUUGGACUCCAUAUUAAUUUGUUUACAUUGUUGACGAGUCGAUGUUUUUUUAUCAAAAAACAGGACAUUUUUCUAGCUAACGCUGGCAGCACUUACAUGAUAAAUAAAAACACACGCCGGCAAUUUCCUACUUGCUAUCACUUUAACAUGAAAUAAUACGACAAUAUACCAUUGUAUAACCUUCGAUAUGAUAUAUGGACUGUUUCUCGGCCUUUUCACUGGAUAAGAACCGUUUUCUAACAUAAAAGUAAGCGAAAAUUUAACAAAAAACACAAUGAACGCACCAACUGUCAAGUUUGUUACGUCCUGAUCCUGAAGACAAUAGGAUUUCGCUACUUGAGUAGCGAAACAAAUACCAAAAUUGGUUAGGCGAUAAGGGACAAAAUAUUUGAUAAUUCUAUCUCCGUCUAAAUCAUUUUUAACGUAAUUUUCGUUCUCUUUCUUGUGUAAGUGAGAAAGAAAUGGCCAUUGCGUCUAUUAGUUUCUCUGUCUACGAGAAGUUUAUAUUUUUCAGUGCCAUCUAGCGGCGUCUAGCAAUAAAGUGAACAGUUGCUUUAUUGCUUGCACAGAUAUGAUAUGUUCGAAAGUUUGUGAGCAUGGACAGAUGGAUCUUUGUUACUGUUUCAAGCAAAAAUAACUGGCCGGAUAUGGAUUAAAUUAGGAAUACUAUAUCUUAUAUUAGAAUUUUAUACAUGUAACCCCUUGUUAGAACAUGUAUACAUGUCUGAACACACGUUAGUGUAACAUUACUGAUGUAAAUAUAAUUAUUGCGUAUAAUAGUUGAUACUUACUUUCAAGAUAAUUCCACUUACUUAACGGGACAAAUACUGUAUCGAUGAAAUACCAAGGCCUCACUGAGCUAGCACCCUUAUCACACAGGUGUAAAUUUGCACAUUUUUGGGGUUACAAUGUUGCUACUCAAAAAAAAAAUUUGGUCGCAACUAACAUUGUUGCCCUAAUCGAUGGAAGCGUGUACACUUAGUCAUAUUUGUCGUAGAGAGAGAUCGCUGGGCCAGUAGAAAGUUCUAGACGCUUCAAAUUUUCGAUGGCGAAAAUCUGCCCUGUGUAGAGUUAACAGGUAAUUAUUCCAAGAAUAAUAAACCUUCAGUGUGACUAAUGUACUAAGUGAAAUAAUAAAUAAUGAAAAAUACAAAUAAGAACAUAAAAAAUAAGAAAAUAAAAAAUUUGCAAAUAUUUUUUUAUACGUGAAUUGAGGUUGCGUUAAUAAUGGGCACUGCGGCAUUAUCAUGUACACCAGAAAUUUUCCUACGUAUUACAUACCUUAAUAAUGUCUUAUCAUUUAUUUAAAAACAAACGCGUUCAACACACAAGAGUGAAACGUUUUUUUGAUCAGAAAAGUUUCAUUCCAACGUUACAAAAGUCGAACUUGACUAUUUACUCUAUCUGUGACCAAAGAUAUUUCACUACAAAAACUUACCCUAUAGUAUAUGCAUUUGUAAUGUUUUGUGUUCGUAUAUCAGUCUGAUUUGACACAGUAUAUUUAUUUUAUUAAUUAAUUAUUUGAGUAUCCAUUUUGUUUAAUUUAUUGUUGUUUCUCGUCAUUUGUUCCUUUUUACAGAAAUAUAAUAGACUC
This is a messenger RNA of Nymphalis io (European peacock), 5072 nucleotides long. Its product is annotated as PRADC1-like protein. Lineage: Eukaryota; Metazoa; Arthropoda; Insecta; Lepidoptera; Nymphalidae. The transcript has 6 exons. The record is from RefSeq and is a predicted model, not a curated record. The coding region runs from base 27 to 671 and encodes 214 amino acids.